Messenger RNA from Prosopis cineraria, 1856 nucleotides. RefSeq names its product eukaryotic translation initiation factor 2 subunit gamma-like. NCBI's taxonomy places the organism in Eukaryota, Viridiplantae, Streptophyta, Magnoliopsida, Fabales, Fabaceae. Gene Ontology annotation, biological process: formation of translation preinitiation complex; positive regulation of translational fidelity. The transcript is spliced from 9 exons. Bases 234 to 1634 code for a protein of 466 amino acids. The record is from RefSeq and is a predicted model, not a curated record. Gene Ontology annotation, molecular function: tRNA binding; translation initiation factor activity; GTPase activity. Gene Ontology annotation, cellular component: eukaryotic translation initiation factor 2 complex; cytosol.
UCCGUGUGCUAGGGUGUAGGGAUCCCCUGCCUAGGCUUCAGGCGCUGGUGAGCCACCGUCUCUCGCUGCCCAAUUUGUACUGCCACUCCUUCUAGUUACUUCUCCGGCCGCCUCCUCCGUUUUCGAUUCUAAACCAACGUUCCAGGUGUCUCUCUCAACCGCCUCCGCGGCCGCCGAUAUCACGAACGACGAGCUGAAGCUUCUCUCAGAAGUUUCUGUUGGAAGCAUCCAAAAUGUCACGGAAAGGUUUGAUGGAACAAGAUCUGAAUAAACUGGAUGUAACAAAAUUGCAUCCACUUUCUCCUGAAGUCAUAUCUCGGCAGGCUACCAUUAAUAUUGGAACCAUAGGCCAUGUCGCCCAUGGCAAGUCAACAGUUGUUAAAGCAAUAUCAGGUGUUCAGACUGUUCGAUUUAAAAGUGAGUUGGAGCGUAACAUUACAAUCAAGCUUGGAUAUGCAAAUGCAAAGAUAUACAAGUGCGAAGAUGAACGAUGUCCUAGACCCAUGUGCUACGAGGCAUAUGGAAGUGGAAAAGAAGAUAGUCCUAUGUGUGAUGUGCCAGGAUUUGAAAACUGCAGGAUGAAAUUGCUGAGACACGUUUCUUUUGUGGAUUGCCCUGGCCAUGAUAUUCUUAUGGCUACAAUGCUUAACGGAGCAGCAAUCAUGGAUGGAGCUUUAUUACUUAUUGCUGCAAAUGAGAGCUGUCCACAACCACAAACCUCUGAGCAUCUGGCUGCUGUGGAAAUUAUGCGUUUACAACACAUAAUAAUUCUUCAGAAUAAGGUUGAUCUGAUUCAAGAAAAUGUGGCUGUCAAUCAGCAUGAAGCAAUUCAGAAGUUUAUACAAGGAACUGUUGCUGAUGGUGCGCCCGUAGUUCCCAUUUCAGCUCAGCUGAAGUAUAAUAUUGAUGUUGUCUGUGAAUACAUUGUGAAAAAGAUCCCAAUCCCUGAAAGAAACUUUGUCUCUCCACCUAAUAUGAUCGUAAUCCGAUCUUUUGAUGUCAAUAAGCCUGGGUUUGAAGUUGAUGAAAUUAAAGGAGGUGUAGCUGGUGGAAGCAUACUCAGGGGUGUUUUGAAGGUAAACCAAUUCAUUGAAGUUCGACCUGGAAUAGUUGUCAAGGAUGAGAGUGGGAAUAUAAGAUGCACGCCCAUAUACUCUAGAAUAGUUUCACUAUACGCUGAACAAAAUGAUCUUCAAUUUGCUGUGCCUGGAGGUCUAAUUGGUGUUGGCACAACCAUGGAUCCCACGUUGACGCGUGCUGACAGAUUGGUGGGCCAAGUUCUUGGAGAGGUUGGAUCACUGCCUGAGAUUUAUGUUGAACUUGAGGUGAAUUUCUUCUUGCUACGAAGGCUUCUCGGUGUCCGGACAAAAGGAUCGGAGAGGCAAGGAAGGGUAUCCAAGCUGGCCAAAGCAGAGAUCCUAAUGUUGAACAUAGGAUCAAUGUCAACAGGGGCUAGAGUCCUUGCUGUGAAGAAUGAUUUGGCAAAGUUACAUCUGACUUCCCCAGUGUGCACCUCCAGGGGGGAGAAGAUUGCUCUGAGCAGGCGUGUCGAGAAGCAUUGGCGUCUGAUUGGGUGGGGCCAAAUCCAAGCAGGAACCACUCUUGAUGUUCCAGCUACUUCAAUUCUGAGUUAAGUUCAUCGCCGAGACAGACGAGAGACACAGAAAUCAGCAAUCAGGUACAAGAAACCGGAGGAAUUUGGAUAUGUGGAGAGGGAGAAAAGAGUGUUUAGAUUAUGAAUUUUUGUUUUCGUUUGUUGUUUUUAAAAUGUGUCAAUAACUUUAAAUUUUGUGGAUACUGGAUGUAACAGGUGAAAAACAAGACUGACUAUAUAUAUUGGAAAAUGGAUUAACUAA